Closterium sp. NIES-65 is the source of this 2427-nucleotide messenger RNA. NCBI's taxonomy places the organism in Eukaryota, Viridiplantae, Streptophyta, Zygnematophyceae, Desmidiales, Closteriaceae. The record is from the annotation of a GenBank genome assembly.
AUGGAUUCGCUACAGGAUUGGGUGAACUGGUUCGAAGGGCGCGAUUCUCAAGUAAACGUAGACAGAAGUGAGUCUGAGAGUGACACGUGGGGAAUUGGGGAGUGGGAGAAGUGGGAGAGAGGGGUACCGAGUGUGGAUUCUGAGGAGUUGUUUAUUCCGGAUGCCCUUCCGCUGCUGAGGGAAGAUUCCCCGCUAUUGGACGACUCGCAGCGGGAGCAGCAUCAGAACCAGAGACGGAACGAGGUUGCGAAAUCGGUGGAAUUUCACACGCUGCAGCAAAACUUAGCUGAUGAGGGGGGCGAGGAGCGGGUGGGGGCGGAGGUAGCGGGGGAUUUAACAUUGCAAGAGGCGUCGUCUGUGUUGGCUGCCGAGCCUAUCCAGACAGCUGGACCUGCCGAACCUGCUGAGCCUGCCGAACCUGCCGAGGCUGCUCAUCCUGCUGCUUUGAAGGCCUUCUACUGGACAUACGUGUUCAACUGUUUUGGCGAGCACUCGUGGCGGUUUGCGGGAGCAGCGCUGCUCGCGCUGCUGCAUCACUCGCUGCUGCCCGUGGCUGUGGCCAGCUUCGUCAGCCAGUUGGUGGUAUUUAUAGGCGCACCUCUGGUGGGAGAGCUCAUGGACUCAGCUCCUAGAGUGGCUGCGUUCAACACCAUCUCUGUUGCUCAGACCACAGCCAUGGUGGUAGCAGCACUAGCCACCAUACACGCCAUUCAACUCGCCGCCCCAGCUGCAGCAACAGCCACUGCUGCAGGCGCAGUUGCCACGUCAGCCGCCACGUCAGCUGCCGCGUCGGCUGCCACGUCAGCGCUGGCUGCUCUUCCGGGCACGGCAGUGCUGCGGCAAGUGUGGUUCGUGGUGCUGGUGGUGGCUGGCGCUGUUGAGAGGCUCACUGGCCUGGCGUCAGGAGUGGCGUUCGAACGGGACUGGGUGAUUGUGCUGGCUGGUCAGGAUCGACCCGUGGCUCUGGCCAAUGCCAACGCCAUGCUGAGGAGGGUGGAUUUGUGCUGCGAGGCCCAGGGAGGUGGGUCUGUGGUUCCUUCUCUCUCCAUUCUCUCGGCUCACUUUCUUGUGCCCGCUCUCUUUUCUUCCUCCUCUCCUUUUGCCACUCCCUUCCCUCUUCCGCUUCAGGUAGCAGCACCACUCAUCUUUGGCUGGCUUAUUGUUGCCUUUGGCCCACUGAUUUGUGCCAGAGCAUGUGUUGCCCUCGUUGCUCUCUCCCUCCCUGCCCUGCUCGCCCUCACCAUGCUCACCAACCGCCUCUCCCACGGAGCUCUCAGCAGACCUCGACCUGAGAAGUCUGAGAAUGAUUGCCAAAGCGGAGAUAAGACUUCAAACGAGUGUAAUGGGAAUGUUCCCAUGACUGAUCUAAAGUCGAAGCAGCAUAAGCCCUCCGCGUCCCCCGCAUCGUCCUCACUACUCCACUCCUAUGAGGGGUCCUAUGAGGGGUCCUAUGAGGGGUCCUAUGAGGGGUCCUAUGAGGGGUCCUAUGAGGGGUCCUAUGCACUUCACUCCUUCUCCCCUCCAUCCUCGCCCCUCCUCCCCCUUCUCGCCUCGUCUGCUUUCGGCAGCAGCGCUCCAGCUACAGGAGUAGCACCUUCCUUGGCACUAUGCUGCCACUGCUCGUCCUUGCACCCUGUUCCCGGUGCGGCCUACGUGCUGCUCUUCUUCUAUGCUGUGCUGUCAUCGGGGGCCUUCUCAUGUCGUUCUCAACAUGGUAAGAAUCUUCAUCUCAUCUCGAGUCAUGCCUACGUGCAGCAGGCUGUGAUGCCCGCCAGUGCCGCCUACGUGCUGCUCUUCUUCAAUGCAGUGCUGUCACCAGGGGGGCUUCUGACAUCUUUCCUCUCCCAACACGGCGUGCAGAUGUCAGUGAUAGGGGCCUUCAGGGGCGCCUGUGCUGCCACGGGAUUUGCCGCCACCUUUGUUUCGCCACCGCUCGUGGCACGUCUGGGUGUGCUACAGGCUGGCAGUGCUGCUCUUGUCUUCCAAGCUCUCCUCCUUGCCCUCGCAGUGGGAAUCUUCUCCUCUCUCUCACACUGCCCUCCGGUGCUGCAGCAGGGGCUGAUGCUACUCUUCCUCUUGCUCGUCGUGCUUUCCCGAGUGGGCCAUUGGACGUUUGAAAUCGUCGACUCUCAGAUCAUCCAAACAGCCAUCCCCCCCGCCUCGGCCAAUCUCAUCGGAACCACCGAAAUCGCCCUCGCCAGCCUGGCGGAGCUACUAAUGCUAGGAAUCGCCAUAGUCGUUCACGAUCCUAAGCACUUUGCGGCUCUCGCUGCCAUGUCCAUGGCGGCUGUUUUUGCUGCGGCUGGGGUUUACUGCUCCUGGCUGGCUCGGCCCGACCCGAGGAUUCAGAAGCUGUUCCCGAACCAGCCGGAGGUUCGGUGGGGAGAGGUGUUUGGGAGGUGGGGGAACGGAGGGGGGAGGAAGUGA